Molecule: messenger RNA, 2809 nt
Organism: Micropterus dolomieu (smallmouth bass)
Lineage: Eukaryota; Metazoa; Chordata; Actinopteri; Centrarchiformes; Centrarchidae
Product: phospholipid transfer protein
Exons: 9
Coding region: 17-817 (266 amino acids)
Biological process (GO): phospholipid transport; ceramide transport; high-density lipoprotein particle remodeling
Molecular function (GO): ceramide transfer activity; diacylglycerol binding; phosphatidylethanolamine binding
Source: RefSeq, a predicted model, not a curated record
CCAAUUACAGGUCGGCAUGUUCUGUCUCAGGAUGACUUCAUGUCUGUUGUCCCUCCUCUUCUUCUUCCCUUUGGUGUCCUCCAUCAUGGCUGCCGCCCAACCUGCUGGCUGCAAAAUCCGCAUCACUGACAAAGGACUGGAGAUGUUGAAAUUUGAGACUCAGAAGUUUGUUCAAGAGGAGCUCGGUAACAUCAGUAUGCCAGAGAUGAAUGGCAUCGAAGGACGCUUCCAAUACAACAUCACUGAUGUGAAGAUAAAAGAGUUGAAUCUUACUCAUGCUGACCUCCAAUUCAUCCCUGAAGUUGGUUUGUUGUUCGAUGUUCAGAACUCAUCGAUAUCACUGAGUUUCCACCGACGGAUCCUCUACUGGUUCUUAACCAACCCAACCAGUUUAACCAGUUUUAAAGGUCAGUUACUUAAGAAUCCAAACAUCAACAGCUGUUUUCAUUUUCAUUCUGUUCUGCAGGAAACAAAGUUUAACGCCAAAGUUUCUAUGACGGGAAAACGUCUGGCUAUUCAUGCUGACCUCCGCAGGUUUAAAAUCUUCUCCAAUCAAUCCGCACUGGAAUCUCUGGCACUGAUUCCUCUGCAGGUUCCUCUGAAGACCAUGUUGCAGAUGUCUGUGGUUCCUUUAAUCAACAACUGGACAAAGAGAGGAGUUCGGAUUCCUCUAGCUGAUGGGAUGGAUUUCAUUGAGGAGGUUGUUGAAUAUCACAAUGGUUUCAUCGUGAUCGGAGCCAAUCUUCAGUUCAGCAAAGGACUGAGAGAAAUGAUUGCAGGGAACACCGAGACAGAGCCAGAGACCACCACCGUCUAAAUAUAUAUAGGAAUAAACAGUAUAUACAUAUACACACACAAUGUAAAUAUAUAUUACACUAUGCGAACAUCUAUAAAAAUAUGUUAAUAUAUACAAUCACAUCAGCAAAUGACAGAGAAAUGACGACAGGGAAGAUCGAGGGAGCCAGACAUCACCUCCUAUUAUAUAUAUAUAUAUAUAUAUAUAUAUAUAUAUUUAUAAAAACACACAUACACACUGGUAUGUAGAAUAUACUGUAUAUAUAUUGUGGCAUACAACACUGUCAAUAUGUGAAAGACUGUAGUACAUCUACUGCAUAAAUAUUAGUUAUUAGUUAUAUUUGCAUUAGUUUUAAAUACACUGAGGAGGUAUAACACUGAAUCACAACAUCAUGUAGUAUAACACCGCUGUGUUCCCCUCCAGGGGGCGUGGCCUCACCAAGUGGGUCAUUCCGUGAACUGAGACGGUGCGUUCAGGUGCACUGACAUAAAUCCAAUAUCUGCCCAUUUAAUCCCAGUGUUAAACUGGGACCAGUGUGAUGAAUACUGAAUGAACAGGUUGUAAUGUCAGACCUGAACUCAUGAUGGACAGCUGUCAGUUAGUGCUGCAGGGUUCAGUCUUACCACACAGCCCUUCACUGUGGGACAACAUUAAAUCACAUGGACCUUUGUUGCUUUGUGGAUCCUGGAAAUCUCUCUGUUAACAUUCAGAGUGUUGUAUAAAAACUCAUUGUGUGAAUCUCUGAGCUGAAUUUCAAAACACUUCUUUACAUCCAUUUUUAUUUAGUGUGUUUCUUUCACCUUUAACCAACAUCAGUGUACUGGUGUGAAAUAUGUCACCUGUGUGGUUACGCACAUACGUGUUGUCCUCUUAUCAGACAAACAAAACCAACCUGUUGUCAUUCCCGGGCGCCGCAUACGGACGCUUUGUCAGACCCCUUGGUAUCAUUUUUUGCCGCCCCAAGUACCUUUAGUGUUGUUUUUGCACAUGACGCACGAAACGUCCAGUUAGACUUUCAAAAUAAAGCUAAUGGUUAAUGUAGCAGUUUGAUUAAGUUUAGGCAGCAGAACUACUUAGGUUUAGGAAAAGAUCAUGGUUUGGGUCAAAAUAAGUACUUUACUUACGUCACUUAAAUUAGCAUCACUAAACAAGAGACAACUGGGAAAUGUGGUUAAUGUUGGGGAAAGAUGGCGUCAGAUGACCGUAAAUUAAGAGUUGCUUACCAUAUUUAUCAUGCUGUGUGUGUGCUGGCUCUAACCAGAAUCACAACAGGAAAUAUGAAGUAUUAAAAAUAAUCCUGAACAUGUAUAACACAUCGAUUUAGUGUUGUGGUGAAAUUACAGUAAACCAGUGUGAACCAGACUGUUAGUGAGUCAAACAUGUUAAAGUCAUUGCACAAAGCUGAAUUUUCAAAUGUUCAUUUCCCUGUAAGCUGGACUGUAACCAUGGAAACAUGACAUACAGACAUAAACAAGCAGAUAAAGGUGAGCGUGUAGGUGGAGUCAGGCCUGCAGGUGGCGCCCCCUUCAACCUGUCCACACCAACAGGAGCUCACCUGUCUGAUUACAACACCUGAACGUGUUCACUGCAGGAUCACGUGGGAUCCCUCCUGGGCUAGUCUGGGUUACUACAUAAAUAAAAACCUAAACUGUUGCAACAAACUGAUGAAAAUGAUUCAGAAAUAAAUAGACCAUGAUGCUGAUUUGUUAAAAGUCUGACUUCAUGUUUGGUCAGGUCUGUAUGGCAAAGACGACAAGAAAACAAAAUUUUGAUUGUUUUCUGAAUGGAGUUUGGCUCAAUCAGGGCUAUGCUAACUUGUUCACACUAAAGUACAUCAACAGCUGGAAUCAAGUAACAGAUAUUUACAGAAUUUACCAGGUAGUUCAGCUUCUUUACUUCCCUUCCUCCUGUGUCAUGAGGCCCAGCUGUAUUCUCAGGUCAUACACAGAGCGGGAGUCAUUACAUAGGUGGUUUUUAUUUUAUUAGUUCAUUAAAUACAAACUCAGACAGAAA